UUCACUAAAUUUAUCUGACAGCUGAAAAAUGUAGAAUAUGAAAAUAUACUAUAGUUAAAUCGAUUAGUUCAUUGCUCUUCCGCGCGAGAUUUUUUUUUUUACUGGAGCACACUCCGGGGGCCAGUCCAAAGCAGCUCGGGGACCAGAUUCGGCCCGCCGGACGCCUAUUGAAGAGCCCUGCCAUACAGCAAAGGAUAAACGCCCUGUUUUAUAAAUAAUGCGCACCAGGCACCAGCGGUGAUUGAGAAGUGGGUAUACGCAAUGCUGACUGAAAAAUAAGUGGGUAUACGCCGUAUACCUGCGUAUACCCUGGACUACACCACUGCUCCACCUAUUAGUUAUUUUUUAACCACGUGACUGAAGAGAAAAUGUGUGUCAUGACCCGGAGUUUCUGUCUUGUUUUGUGUCUUAUUUUGAAGUUCUUGUGUCAGCUGUCUCCCUGUGAUUGUCUGCCCUGGUCCUGAUUGUUUCCUUCUGUUUGAUUACUAGUCUCGCCCUCAUUGUGUCCACCUGUGUCUCGUUCCCCAGUGUCCAAUCACCGCUGCCUGCCUGUGUAUUUAAACCCUGUUCGUCUCAUUCCCCAGUGUACCUGUUCGUUCAGAAUUAAAUAUUGCUUUGGAAGAAGUUGUCGGCACUUGGGUCCUCGCUCUCGCUACGACAUCCCGUGACAAUGUGUUUCUGGAUUUGAUGUGAACUUUGGCAGGUUCUCAAGUCAGUUUAAAAAAUGUAUGUAAAAUUGUCUUGUGAUUUUACUCGUGUGCAGAUACUGCAGUUGAUCACAGGCCAAUGCUCACCCUGCAGCAAGCAACCAAACUGACACUGCAACUUUAUAACAUGACCAUAAUUGAUAUCUCCACCCUGCCGAGUUACAUUGACCAGAACUUUCUUGUAGUGGACAAGGACGAUACAAAGUACGUCCUGAAGAUCAUGAACUCAGAAGAAAGUGAGAAUGACAGCCGGUUGGAGGUGCAGACCCUGGCCAUGUCCUUUCUAAACCAGCAUGGAAUUCCUUGUCAGACAGCCAUGCUCACCACCACCGGGCAGCUCAUGCAUAUGGAGGAAAUAGACUGUGGACAAGGUGCUCAGACCUACUAUGUGAGGCUGAUGAACUAUCUCCCUGGAAAAACCAUUGCAGAAUCUUUAAUCACAGUGCAAGAUUUCUAUCAAGUCGGCAAGUUGGCUGCCGUCAUAGAUACGACAAUGCAACAAUAUGUAUCUCCAAACCUGCAUCUCUUAAAAGGAAAUCAGCGUUGGAGUUUAUCCAACAUUCCUCUCAUAGAGGGCUACCUAUCAGUGAUGGAUGGAGAUCCCCUGCAGGAAGUGAUCAAAGCAGUCAUUAAACAGUAUGAGUCACACGUGAUACCCAAGAUUGGCUCUUUCCGUAAAGGAAUAAUACAUGGGGAUAUGAAUGACCAUAACAUCCUUGUCACACCUGUAGACAACGGGCGUCAUGAGGUGUCAGGCGUGCUGGACUUUUCUUUCCUCAUGAUUGAUUGCUAUGUAUUUGAAGUGGCUGUAGUAAUUGCGUACAUGAUGCUGGAGAACCCCAGUCCUCUGGAUGUAGGCGGAGCAGUGUUGGCAGGCUGGGAGAGCGUCACGGUGCUCAGUGAUGAGGAAAAGGAUUCCCUCUUCCUGCUGGUGCUCGGCCGGUUGUGCCAGUCUCUGGUUUACGGCCGGUACAAUGCCAUAAAGUACCCGGACAACGACAAAUAUAUCCUGUCAACAGCCAAGAGUGGAACUCGGCUUCUUAAUAAAUUGUGGGAGAUGGGCAAGAAAGAUGUAGAAAGGAAAUGGUUCACAGAUGCCAGCACAUUCUCAGACAAAUAAUAAAGAUGUUCAUCAUUGGAUGUUCAUGAAAGAGAAUGAAGAUUUACAUUUACAAAGAACAUCUAUCGUUUUUCAGAUUAUUAAAAAUAAUUCUUACUCUGGAAGUUCACCAUGUUUGACUCAAAGAAUAUUUGACACUGAUGCAAAAUAUUCUGUAGUUGGUUUAUGUCCUCUCGACUAGCAUAACACUGAUUAAUGUCGUUAACUUUUUGAAUUGCAUAUUACUUCCAAAAAUGUAUUUUUAGCUUAUCAGAGAAGAGAAACCGUGGAGAAUCUCUUCAUGGAUUAUACAACAAUAUCACUGCAUUGGUAUAAAAUAAAUAAACAGCUACUUGAGUAUGUC
This is a messenger RNA of Pseudoliparis swirei, 2170 nucleotides long. RefSeq names its product hydroxylysine kinase-like. The coding region runs from base 787 to 1827 and encodes 346 amino acids. Gene Ontology annotation, molecular function: amino acid kinase activity. The transcript is spliced from 4 exons. NCBI's taxonomy places the organism in Eukaryota, Metazoa, Chordata, Actinopteri, Perciformes, Liparidae. The record is from RefSeq and is a predicted model, not a curated record.